AUACUUCAAAGUGCUGCUGCAGGAGCAUUCCCACAGUAGUGCUUUGAAGUUUCCAGUAUUAGGGAAGGGAAGCUGUGUCCACCUCAGCCCCAUGAUUAUCAGCUGCCUCCCACACAGGCAGGCCAGACUGGCACAGGGGAUAGUUCCAUGGGGGAUGUAAGGCAAGGGUGGGAAUAGGAGGGCACUGCCCUUGAGAGGGGGAGAGAAAACGGGGCCUAUCAUCGUCUCCUCCCCUCUCUGUCACAUUCUCCCCUUACAGAAUAGGAACAGGGGCAUGCUACAGUAAAGGGAGGGUUGAGGGAAAACAAUAUUCACCUGUGGCUGUGGCCCCUUUUACAGUGUUUUCCAGCUGCCAGCUCCAGGCGCAGCUAUGCACUUGCUGGCACCUGUGUCACAGACAAGACAGAGCUCUGAGCUGAUUUGGGAUUCCUGAGUGAGUGUGUGCAUGCGUGCGUGUGUGCUGGAGUGAAAGGGACACUGGACAAGUACCAUGCAGCAAUACAGGGAGCUUUGUUUUCACAGGGAAGCUUUUCAUUGUCCCACUCAACAUUCAGUAACAUCCACCUGGAUUUUGUUAUUAGUUCUUUUACAGUAGCACCAAGGGGCCCCAACAUGGAUCAGGACCCUAUUUGUGCUAGGAGCUGAACAUGUACAGUAGAACCUCAGAGUUACAAACACCAGUGUAACGAACUGACUGGUCAACCAUACCUCAUUUGGAACUGAAAGUAUGCAGUCAGGCAGCAGCAGAGAGAGAGGAAAAAAAAGAACGAAAGAAAGAAAGAAAAAAAAAAGCAAAUACAGUACAUAACUGUGUUAAAUUUAAACUACUAAAAAUAAAGGGAAAGUUUAAAAAAAAUUGACAAGGAAACUUUCUGUGCUAGUUUCAUUUAAAUUAAGAUGGUUAAAAGCAGCACUUUUCUUCUGCAAAGUUUCAAAGCUGUAUUAAGUCAAUAUUCAGUUGUAAACUUUUGAAAGAACAACCGUAACAUUUUGUUCAGAGUUACGAACAUUUCAGUUACAAACAACCUCCAUUCCUGAGGUAUCCAUAACUCUGAGGUUCUACUGUACAUAGUAAAAGACAGUCCCUGUAUCAAAGAACUUACAAUCUAAAUAGACAGUGGGGACACAGAAAAAAUUACUUGUACAAUGUCACCCAGCUAAUCAGUGACAAAGGCAGGCAUAGAAGAACCCAGGUGUCCCGAUUCCAAAUCUGGUACCCUAUGCACAUGAGAUUUCUUGGUCUUCCCCUGUCCUGAUCACUGUAGGCCUGAUAGCUCUAGCAGAAGUCAAUGAGAACUGCAGGUGUGCAAACCAGGCCUAGAUGCUGCUGCUUACUGAUCCUUAUCUAAGGUAGCAGGACUUCAGGUUGACUCCAAGCUGCGCUCCCUCAGUAACAAAGCUGAGACAGUUUAAAUUAAACUGUUACACCUAACCUAAUUGAACUGUGCAGUCAUACCCUCCCUUUUGUAUUUUUCUCAUAAAACAUCUGUGGCAGAGAUUAGGGGGGAGGCAGUUAGAGAACAGGAUUUGACUAGCAAACCAGACUACUGAAUCUGCUGCCUGCCUCCAGUGCUAUCCACUGCUUUGGAGGAAGGUGAAAAGCCCCAUACAGCACCUGGCCAAUUGUGGGAAGUCCUUUCUGCACAGAGCAGGGAGUGCAUUCUCCCACUUGCUCAGAAAUGGACUCAUGUAGGAACUCUCUCCACUCCCAAAGAUCAAUUAGCCCUGGAGAGUACUCCCCCUUUCCCCUCCAUGCACAGAUGAAUUCACUCAGCAGGAGAUCAUUUUUUUGUGAUGUAAACACUUGUCAGUUAAGAACAAAUCAAAGGACAAACACAUUCUGGAUGGAUCAUCACACAGCCACCAGAAUGUAACACACUACUGUCGCUCCUGAGCUGUCCCAGAGAGAAAGGCAGCGUAUUCCAUGUAACAGUCACUGGAGCCAUCUAGUCCUCCUGAUACUCAUUCUCCUGUCUUUCUAACAGCUGAUUGGGACAACAUCAUCUACCCUGCAGAGUUCUGACACCACUCUGGAGUUGAAUCUGAAGCACUUCAUCUUUGGAGAAGUUCAAACUGGCUGCAAACUCUCCUGUUCAGGACCCUCUAUGACUGGCCAAACCAGAACUCUGACUCCAUACACCCUUGAGCUGGAUCCAAAUCUGGAUUUGAGUUUACUAGUUCACACCCAUUUCUGAUACAUACAAACAGACACCAGCUCUACACAUCCCGUCUCCUCCAUCUCCAGUAUUGCCAGCCCCAGGCAUUCAAAUAUCAUGAGUCAGCCCCCCCAUGAGAUUUUUCAAAGUAACAAUGUGGGGGAGGUCUUUUUAUUUGGUUUUUGGUUUCUGAGCCAUCACUCAGGUCACAUAUUUCAGCUUCUCUUUGCAAUGAUGUGGGCUAGAAUCUCUCAAGACCACUUGACUCCAAGGAACUGGGGCUUGCAGAAAAACACCAAGUAGUGUGAAACUCACCCUGGUUUGGGUGUGCCCUAGCCUGGGUGCAUUGACUGAAUGAAUAAAAGCUCAUGAAUAUUAUUCUGGAUAGACAAGGCUAGUGUUUUGCUGCGGAUGUUUCUUGGUAGAGCAGUAAGGCCCUUUCUGGGAGAAUCUGAGCUUAAAAAAAAAUAAUGCUUAGCAUUUCCUUAAUGGAAAUCCAGCGGGGAAAACCCCUGCAGUUCCAUUCUCGUAGGCCAGGCAGGACUGCAAAUUCCAGAUCACCUGCCAAGCUUAUAAAACAGGUGAAACAAGUGAAAAGAGUGACACAUACAGUCACAAACAGAUCCUGAGAGAUACAGAGAGAGAAAAGGUGAAUCUAUCUGGACACACAGGCAGCCAGAGAAGAGCAGCAACAGCACAGAUCCUUGUAGAACACCAAUGGGAAACUGGGUCCUGAACCACUGGUUUCCAGCUGUGGUGAUUGCAGCCUGGUUGGGCCUGAAUGUUUUCCUGUUUGUAUAUUAUUUCCUGCUGUUUGACAGGGAUAAGAAGUUCUACUACACCAGAGUGCUCCUUGGGUCUGCACUGGCAUGGGCCAGGGCCUCAGCAAAAUGCCUGAACUUUAACAGCAUGCUGAUCCUGUUACCAGUGUGUCGCAACCUGCUUUCCUUCCUGAGGGGCACCUGCUUGUGUUGCAGGCGCACAAUGAGGAAGCAGCUGGAUCACAACCUCACCUUCCACAAGCUUGUGGCCUACGCGAUUGCCCUGCUCACAGCUGUUCACAUCAUCGCCCACCUGUGUAACUUUGAGUGGUACAAUGACAGCCAGCAAGCUGCGGAUGGGAGCCUCUCCUCCAUCCUCUCCAACCUGCAUCAAGAUGAGGAGAGUAACAAAUGGCUAAACCCCAUCCACACCAACAGCACAACUCCAGCAUAUGUAACAUUCACUACCAUCCCGGGCCUGACAGGCGUAAUCAUCACUUUGGCGCUGAUCCUCAUGGUCACCUCCUCCAUGGAGUUCAUCCGCAGGAGCUAUUUUGAGGUCUUCUGGUACACACACCAUCUCUUCAUCAUCUACUUCGCCGGUCUUGUUAUCCAUGGCAUCGCUGGUCUAGUUCGUGGGCAGACAGCAAAGAGCUUGAAUAAGCACAACCCAGAGCACUGUGCGCAGGACCCUACACACUGGGGAGGAAACAACACAGACUCCCACUGUGAAGAGCCCGAGUUUGGGAGCAUCCCAGCUGAGUCCUGGCAGUGGGUGCUGACCCCAAUUCUUCUCUAUGUCUUUGAGCGGGUCUUACGCUUUUGGCGUUCUCGACAGAGGGUCGUCGUUACAAAGGCUGUUGUACACCCAUCAAAAGUGUUAGAACUACAGAUGCACAAGAAGGGCUUCAGCAUGGAAGUGGGCCAGUAUAUUUUCAUCAAUUGCCCCUCUGUCUCGCACCUGGAGUGGCAUCCUUUCACCCUGACCUCUGCACCAGAAGAAGAUUUCUUCUCUGUUCACAUCCGGGCAGCAGGGGACUGGACAGAGAAUCUUAUUGAUACCUUUCAGCAGCAGAAACCAAAGACACCCAGGAUAGAGGUGGAUGGCCCCUUUGGCACAGCCAGUGAAGAUGUGUUCCAGUAUGAGGUUGCUAUGCUGGUGGGAGCAGGGAUCGGGGUCACGCCGUUUGCCUCUGUACUGAAAUCAAUCUGGUACAAGUUCCAGCAUGCAGACCAGCGUCUCAAAACCAAAAAGAUCUACUUCUACUGGCUCUGCCGGGAUACAGGUGCAUUUACCUGGUUCAAUGACCUGCUCGCCUCCCUGGAGCAAGAGAUGGAGGAAUCUGGCAAAACAGGUUUCCUGAACUAUCGACUCUUCCUCACAGGCUGGGACAACAGCGUUGCUGGCCAAGCAGCUUUCAACUUUGAUAACGACACAGAUGUGGUGACAGGUCUCAAACAGAAAACCUCCUUUGGGAGACCCAUGUGGAGGAAUGAGUUCUCUGCAGUGGCAACUGCCCACCCCAGGUCUGUAGUGGGGGUGUUCCUCUGUGGGCCUCAAGCUUUGGCAAAGAGCCUGCAGAAGUGCUGCCAUCAGUACUCCAGCCUGGACCCUAGGAAGGUCAAAUUCUACUUCAACAAGGAGAACUUCUAAGCAGCAGGAACAUGGCGACUAUACUGUGACACACCACAACCUCCCAAAGAACAAUUAUCUGAUCCUCUACAGCUCCUUUUAAAACUGAAUCAACCUGGCCCUGCUGAGGAUGCGCUGACUGACACUACUGGGAAAUGCUGCCAUUCAAACCACAUGUCUCCUAUCUACUAAACUCAAGGAAGAAGUGAGUUUCCAGAACAACACUGCGUUCCUCCAAAGGAAGUGUCCUUUUGAGUUUUCCACCUUGCAUCUCCUUUAAAAGGGAGGGGAAUGGGUCUCCUUCACUAGAGGUCAACAGUGAUCUCACAUGCAGAUCAGAGUUGAAAUGGACUUUCUGGUGCAAUCAGCAUGAUCUUACAAAGUUCAAUUGCGGCACCUGCACAAGGGACUGACAAAGGCUGAGACUGAUCAUUAAACUUGAUUUGGGCAUGGACAGAGGAAUUCCAGGAUGAUGGGCUUGGGGGAAAUCUGCUGGGGAGAACGAUAGAGGUAAUUUGUAGUUAAUCCAUCACAAAGGGGCAAUAUUCUCCAAUAAAUGUUUCUGUACAUGAAUAUUAAAAUAAACAAAACUUGCUUCCAUUGUAAAUAACUUGGGAUAAAACCCAACCCAGGUGAACCAUUCUGUUCAAUU
This is a messenger RNA of Gopherus flavomarginatus (Mexican gopher tortoise), 5202 nucleotides long. RefSeq names its product NADPH oxidase 1 (gene NOX1). Gene Ontology annotation, cellular component: NADPH oxidase complex; plasma membrane. The coding region runs from base 2874 to 4571 and encodes 565 amino acids. Gene Ontology annotation, biological process: defense response; superoxide anion generation. Lineage: Eukaryota; Metazoa; Chordata; Testudines; Testudinidae. Gene Ontology annotation, molecular function: superoxide-generating NAD(P)H oxidase activity. The transcript is spliced from 13 exons. The record is from RefSeq and is a predicted model, not a curated record.